GUAGCGAACAGGAAUCGCAGCACAGAUACUACCGGGUCACUGGAGCUGCCAGCGGUUCUGUGCAGAGGGCACGGCUUGCAGUGCGAGCAGCGAUAUCAGAUCUCAUUGGUGUGGCAGUCCGAUUGACUGACAGGGCGCAGUCGGGCUCUACGUUACAAACUACCCCGUCCUUACUCGAAAUUGCACGCUUGCACUGGUGUAAACAAGUCCAAAUACAGUGGGCCUCCACAAGGGAGAUGGGACAUUGUAGCUAGCUUAACUAGCUACUGGUUUAACAGUGUGUCCAUCAAUGCAAAGAUAAGCGCUACACACAAAAAAGGUAAAAUAUCUGUCGAAGGGCAAAUGUUCGCUAUAUGCGUAGAAGACGUCGGUAGUUAACCCUGCAACAAACGAAUCAUGCAAUCAAGACUUAAGCGUAAAGCUGAGCUGUAUUUUGUACCACGUCGGUUCAUUUUUAAAGGUUCGAUUUAGAAAAUACAGAACAUUUACGAAAAUACAAACUAUCUCAGUAAGCAUAAUCACUCGGGCGAUUAAUAAUUGCAAAUCUGGCGUGCUUCUAUCCAACUUUAGGCGGACUUUUGAACAUCUUAUCGCCUGUGUCUUGAGAGAUUAAUUGAAGGCACGCACACGCAGCAGACGUUGCUACCGGGUUAGCCAAUAAUGAGUUUAUUGCCAGGGAUCGUACGUUUUCUAAGGACAGAAAGCUCGUUGAUUUCUACGCGGUUUAGAUGCUUUUCUCUCAAAUCGACCGUCAACGUGCCUGCAAAAAUGCCCUCCGCUGCAAACAAGCGCCUGCGCGUUCUGGUGGACAUGGACGGAGUGAUCGCGGAUUUUGAAGGAGGCUUUUUGAAGAAAUACCGAGCCAAGUACCCCGACGAUCCUUACAUUAGCCUGGAGGACAGAAGAGGAUUCUGGGUCUCGACUCAGUACGGACAACUUAGAAGUGAUCUUUGCGAGAAGGCGAUCAGCAUAUGGGAAUCGGAGAACUUCUUUAUAGAGUUGGAUCCCGUGGCGGGAGGAGUGGAAGCCGUGAAGCAGAUGUCUAAGAUGGAAAACACAGAUGUCUUCAUUUGCACCAGCCCAAUAAAGCACUACAGGCACUGCCCGUAUGAGAAGUACGCCUGGAUAGAGAAGCACCUGGGUCAUGAGUUCCUGGAGCAGAUUAUACUCACCAGAGACAAGACUGUGGUGACUGGUGACAUCCUUAUAGACGACAAGCCAGACAUCCUCGGUGCUGAAUCCAGCCCCACCUGGGAGCACGUCCUGUUCACAGCCUGCCACAACAAGCACCUGCCCCCCUGCCCCUCCCGCAGGCGCCUGCUCUCCUGGGACGAUGACUGGAGGGGCAUCCUGGAGAGCAAGAGGCACUGAUGACCCCCAACCCCCC
This is a messenger RNA of Megalops cyprinoides (Indo-Pacific tarpon), 1387 nucleotides long. RefSeq names its product 5'(3')-deoxyribonucleotidase, mitochondrial-like. The coding region runs from base 661 to 1371 and encodes 236 amino acids. Gene Ontology annotation, molecular function: 5'-nucleotidase activity. Lineage: Eukaryota; Metazoa; Chordata; Actinopteri; Elopiformes; Megalopidae. The transcript is spliced from 5 exons. The record is from RefSeq and is a predicted model, not a curated record. Gene Ontology annotation, biological process: pyrimidine deoxyribonucleotide catabolic process.